Molecule: messenger RNA, 1749 nt
Organism: Quercus robur (English oak)
Lineage: Eukaryota; Viridiplantae; Streptophyta; Magnoliopsida; Fagales; Fagaceae
Product: pumilio homolog 12-like
Exons: 5
Coding region: 1-1749 (582 amino acids)
Biological process (GO): post-transcriptional regulation of gene expression
Cellular component (GO): cytoplasm
Molecular function (GO): mRNA binding
Source: RefSeq, a predicted model, not a curated record
AUGGAAUCUCGUAUCAAUUUUAAUGAAACACCAGCACCACCACCAGCACCAACGCCCAACACCACCACCACCAACUCAGGGGAUAGUGUUACUUCCAACGUUGAAAGCUUUGCUUUUAAUUUUGCAAACCUUCGAAUUGCUACUUCUUCUUCUAGUCCUGCCUUGAAUCAAACCCAACAGAUUCUUCAUACUAAUGGAACAGCGCCACCAACGCUCAACACCAACUCAGGGGAUAGUGUUAGUUCCAAACUUAGAAGCCUUCCUUUUAAUUAUGCAAACCUUCGAAUUGCUACUUCUUCUUCUACCUCUAGUCCUGCGUUGAAUCAAACCCAACAGAUUCAUCAUACUAAUGCAAAUUAUGAAACUGGGCUCCAACAUAUUCCUCUUUCUCCCUUUGCGUUGUAUCCACAAAGACAAAGUAUAUGGUCAUCGCCGGACAAUUGGCUCGGAGGAAAUUAUUUGUGUAAUGGAUAUUACCCUAACCAUCAAGAAAACUCUCUGUCAAGUGCAAAUCCUGGUUUUGAGGGCGCAUCCACAAGUAAUUGGGCCAACCAAAAUGACCUUGGUAGAUAUCAUGCAGCUAGUGUGUUACAAGGAAGGGGAGAUAGUGUAAUGAAUGCAAAUUUGAACUUGCUCGGUGGUGGAAGGAGUCAAAAUUCUUCGUUUGAUUAUCCACGUGAAGUAAUUGAAAGUAAUAGAACCAAUGCAGACUGUGGUUACUGCCAAAACUUCGGGGCUCCUGGUUGUUUGAGGAAUCAACAAAGCUUUGGUGGUGUUGGAUACCAAGGUGGUGGCAUGUUGCACUCAUUACAAGGUAAUGAUAUUGUUACUUUGGCGAACAUCCAAGAAGGUUCACAGUUUUUACAGGAAAUCUUGGUUUCAAGUAACCAAGAAAUUAUAAAUAAUUUAUUUGAUGGGGUUAUUGAUUCUUUAUCAAAGUUGAUGAUUUCCAAACAUGGAUACUAUUUCUUUGGUAAGCUUGUUGAGUCGGUCAAUGACCAUCAGUUGCAGCAAAUUGUAGUGAACAUAAUAACUCUGCAACCUCCUGGUGAAUCGCUUACUAGAUUAUCAUCAAAUUUACACGGAUCAAAAUCACUUCAAAAGCUUAUCAAAGUGCUUGUUGAAAAACCACUCUUGAUUUCUGAGGUGAUAUCAGCUCUAUCUGGGGAAUUCUUAAAAUUGAUGAAAUAUCGAACAGGAUCUUUGGUUAUUAUAAAAUGUUUGGAGGUUGCUAAUGCUCAAAGUGAGUUACUGUACGACGCAGCCAUAAACAACUUGUGCGAGCUAGCCAAAGAUGAAGAAGGAUGCAUAUCCUUAAACAAGUUCAUCACAAGUAGCAGAGGGUCAGGCAGAGAACAACUCCUACAUGCAAUGGCAGAAAGCUCAUUAUACCUCUCUCAAGAUCCCUCAGGGAACUAUGUUUUGCAACAUGUCCUAGGUCUCGAUGAUCCUCAAGUCACUAACAAAAUAUGCUUACGUCUGAAAGGUCACUUUGCACACCUCUCUUCACAGAAAGGUGGCAGUUAUGUGGUAGAAAAAUGCUUGAACUCUGUCGGGAUGAAUUAUGUGAUUGAGGACUUUCUAAGUUACAACAGGCUCUGUCAACUUGCUAGGGAUCAAUAUGGUAACUAUGUGAUCCAAGCAGCAUUGAAAGCCACUAAGGUAAACAUUUUGAACUACAUAGCUAUGGACAUUUCAGAUUUUAUGCACACUAGGAAUAUAUUCCUAUUCUUCACUGCUGAUGAAUAG